Messenger RNA from Dentiscutata erythropus, 908 nucleotides. The record is from the annotation of a GenBank genome assembly. Lineage: Eukaryota; Fungi; Glomeromycota; Glomeromycetes; Diversisporales; Gigasporaceae.
ACGGUCCCCAGUUUUAGAUGUGACGAAUCGCGUGACUGAUAUUGGUCAGCCAAGUUCUGUUGACAUCGCUGGUGAAAUUAGUAUUAGGUCGUUAUUCGAAUCUUUCAGGGAUUCAUUAGACCAACAUUAUGAUAGGCGAGAGCGUAUUGUCAAGGCGUCAAGGUUUAGAUCUAUAGAUAUCACAGCUUUGAGUAAAAGACUUAUUGGUCUUGCACACAGGGUUACUCAAAAACCGUUAAAGUCUAUUCUUCAAGAAGCAAAUGAGAAAAAAGAUGAAAUAACUCAACUUUUCAAAGAAAUUUCCCUUGAUUUGCAGGGCAUUAAUUAUUAUAGAUAUCACAAAAACAUUUCUCCCUCGAUUCAAGAAUAUAUUGAGGCAAUUUCAUUUUUGGAAUAUUUGCAAAAUGAUCGACUGAUUACAAAAGAACAAGUUGAAAAAGAUUUUACGGAUGAAACCGAAGACUAUGUAUUGGGCCUAGCUGAUCUAACAGGUGAAUUAAUGAGAUAUGCUAUUAAUAGUGUGGGAAAAGGAGAUCAUGAUCGAGUGAUCAAGGUUUGCCAAUUCUUACGUGAUAUAAAGACUGUUCGUCCAAGAUCUCCGUUAGGUCGAAAGGUGGAUACAAUACGCCAAAGUUUAUCAAAAGUUGAAGAUGCCUGUUAUGCCAUAACGAUUAGGGGUUCAGAAUAUCCCAAGGAAUUUUAUCAACACAUUGUUAGUGAACAUGCAAGAAGUUAUGAAUAUAUGGAAGAAGAAGAAAAAACUAUCAAACAAUUUUAUAUGGAUUGUAAAAAUGAAGAACAAGACCGAAUUGUCGAACGUAUGACAGAUAAAGGUCGUAAGGUUAUUAACCUUCAUGGUGGUCUUUCAAUGGCUGAACGUGAUGAAAUCAUGAGUGGAUUCCAUAAAG